Molecule: messenger RNA, 459 nt
Organism: Fraxinus pennsylvanica
Lineage: Eukaryota; Viridiplantae; Streptophyta; Magnoliopsida; Lamiales; Oleaceae
Source: the annotation of a GenBank genome assembly
AUGGAGAAAGCUUUGAUUAAACAGUUGAAAAAUACCAAGUUUUCAAAGCCAAUAGAAAAAUCUCAAACAGGAGGUUGUUACUACACUCUUAUUCCUCGUGUUGUCAAGCAUAAGGGAAUGCAUAGUGAAGAUCUUACUAUUAUGAACAUCGACAAGAUGCAGCUAUUGGAAAGCAUAUUGACAACAGCAUAUGAAGGUGAUGAAGAUUCACUUCUUGGAGAGUUACAAUUUACAUUCGUUGCAUUUCUGGAUACUAGUGCUGCAGACAAAGGAGUGACAGCAUUGUUGGAUGAGUCUUGGUUAUCUUCUGAUAGUUUUCUGCACCAUCUUUGUAAGGAUUUCUUUCCAUUAGUACUGGAAGCUCCAGUGAUUUAUGGAGACCUCCUGAUUUGGACGAGAAAACUAAAAGAGCUGCUCAAAGAUUCUUUAGAAUGGCAAUUCAACGAAAACAGACUUUGA